Messenger RNA from Acanthochromis polyacanthus (spiny chromis), 2803 nucleotides. Its product is annotated as zinc finger protein 518A-like. Bases 485 to 2674 code for a protein of 729 amino acids. Lineage: Eukaryota; Metazoa; Chordata; Actinopteri; Pomacentridae. Gene Ontology annotation, molecular function: RNA polymerase II cis-regulatory region sequence-specific DNA binding; DNA-binding transcription factor activity, RNA polymerase II-specific. Gene Ontology annotation, biological process: regulation of DNA-templated transcription. The record is from RefSeq and is a predicted model, not a curated record. The transcript is spliced from 3 exons.
CACACACACACACACAGACACACACACGGAGGGGGGGCAAAGUAUGACGAGGACUCAAGCUGCGACAAUGCCGACGGCUUCUUAAGGACGUGCCAUAAAACAUAAUAUAUUGUUACUUUAUUAAAACACGUUUAGACGGUGUUUUCCACGACAAAACUCUCCCUUGUGGCACUAGUUUGACAAGCAAUACAUAUUCAUCCGCUUCUCCAUGAGUGUCAAGAGCGCAGCAGUACCCGGAUGGACUGUCAUGGCCGCCGUCGCUGUGGUUCCACAGAGAGGAGAGAAGGAAGGCAAAUGUUUCUGCUGUGUCUUUUUUCAACAUUCACCUUCUUUUUAUAUUUGCGGACGUUGACGGGACACGUCCUCAACUUCCAUCGAGUUCAUAGCACCGUGGCCACACUACAGGCUCCGCAUCUUAAGAGGCAGCAUGCAUUCAUGGUUGAGGUUUUCCUAAAGGACCACAGAGUUCUGAAGAUUUGCAAGUAUGGAAGAGGACUUCACAAUACCUCAUGAAUCUGCCAAAAACUGCAACAUAACAAUAAUAGAGGAUGAAAAAGAAAAGGUGAAAGACUUUGUGCAUAAGCAUUUCAGAGAAGUAACAGAUGGGCCACUCUUCAGUAAUGCAGAAGAACCUCUCAUUAUGGAACAUGAGAGCUGCACUAAGAAAGAGAAGACUCUCAAAAAAGCCCAUUGUAAAAUUCAGCAGGGGGCUGUUUUCUCAGGAAAGAUUCUGAGUUUUGGAUGCUCAGUGUGUAAAGAUAAUUUCACAUUUAGCCCCAAUGAUCUCCUGAAACAUUUUCGAGCAGUUCAUAAAGGAACCCUUCCUACAUACCCCUGUGACUUGUGUGAUUUUGUCACAAAUGAAUUCCCUGCUCUUCAGCGCCAUCGGAUUGAGCACAGGAAUACUCUGGUUACAUGUGAGCUCUGCAACGAUGAUGUUCAGUACUCCUUGCUUCUGCUUACCAGACACUACAUGUUGAGUCACAGCCUUAAUGGACAGUUUAACUGUGACUGGUGUGAGUUUACAACUGUGGAUGCAGGGACAUUUGUCCAGCAUAUCCAUCAUCACAAUGAGAAUCAUUGGAAAUGUUCAAAAUGUAAACAUAUUAGCUUGAAUGAAGAGGAUCACCAAAAGCAUUUGAAAGGUCACUUGGGUACAUUCCCCUUCACUUGUCAAAUCUGUGGAUAUGGUGCAGCAAGAAGCGAGUACCUUCAAAAACACACCGCAGCUGUUCACAAAGAAGAGGCUGAUAGGAGGAAUGCAUGGAAGCCUACAGCAGACAAUGGCACACCAGCAAAUGCAUCUGCAACUUUAAAAGUGUUGGUUAAAAAGAGUCGUGAAUCACAGGAGGCUCAGAGGGUGUCAAAGCUGAACUGUCUUUCCGGGAGUUUACCAAACCAAAAUGGCAGACUAAUCAAACCAGAGAUAUCUUUAGAGAAAGGCCACAACUUUUUGGAUGGGGCUGUUGUGCAAAAGGAAGUCAGAAGUUGGAGCAAAGGUUCUCAUAACACAGUCAUGUUACAGGAAUGUGACAAUUCUACAGGCUCUGAUGGUGGCAGUCACACCACUGCUAAUGGACUGACUGUUCUGAUGGUUAAGAACAAAAUUUCUCUUCCCCCUAACUGUACAACCAAAGUAAUGGGAUUCAAGAUGGUUGAUGGGAAAAAACAUUUAGUUCUCAAAGUCAUCCCAACAGCAAAGCAAGACUUGGCUGCUCAGAACCAUUCCGUAGUUGAAGGUGUGGGCUUCUCAGCACUAAAUCCUGUGUUGGAUAAAAGUAAAGUCAUUAUUAACAACGAGCAGUACUCUGACAGCAAGGGCUUAACAUCACAUUGCUCAGCUGUGUCACCAAAAAGUGCAUCUUGCAUACAGAUGGAUCAUGAUGAUAUUAUGGCAGUAAAAGUAAAGAUUGAGGAAGAGGAAACCUCUGUUUGCAACCUUAAUGCCACUCCCCAUAGAGAUGAUAUUGGGGACCAAACAAAUCCUUUACUAAAUGUGUCUUCGACUUGUGCAGAUACAUUGUAUCCAAUGACAAAUGAGCUGGAACAUGAAGGCCACCAAAGUAACCCAGAUGACACGGCCCACACAGACAGAAAUAAGCUGAAAAAUAACUCGAUCUCUGCAACGCACAACCAUGAUGCAUCCAGCCAUAGUAUUUUUAAAAUGAGUAAUACUACAACAGUGUGUGCUGGUAAAGCAACUGGUUUAUUCUCACCUUUAAAACUUGCUCAGGAAAGACUGCUUUCCAAAUUAGUUUUGAGAAAAACUGUUGAGAACUGUGGAGCUAUGGAUGAGUUACCAAUGAGCGAUGACAACGAAAAACACACUAGGAAAUGCCAAGAGAAUUCUGCUUUAAACACUCCAGAAAAUGAUGAGCUAUCAGAAAAACCUAAUGGGGUUAGAAGUGAGAUUGAAAAUAAAAUAGCCAGUACAAUGAAAGAAAUCUGCUGCCUCCAUCUCAGCCAUCCCCACUCACCUCAGUUAGCAACAGAGAAAGUGUCAUUGACUCAGAGAAACACACACAAAAGUCACCAAACCAAGAAGUAUUUACCUUUCACAAUUAUUCCAAGGAAACAUUUAGCAGUUCUACUACCACUACCCCAAACUUUGACAGUUAUCUUAAACACUCGGCAGAUAAAGAAAAUACUUGUGAACCAUCACAAUUUGGCUUGACAUUGGAGGAGUCUCCAGAACAUUUCACGGAAAGUACAGAUGGGGAAAUUGAGGUUGAUGAGUGCAUUGCUAGUGUUGACAGUUCUCUGAGUGAGGAAAAUCCUGACUCGGUGCUCCAAGACUUCAAUA